ACGAAUAUCCACCCGAAAUUUGGUGUAAAAUUUCGACAAUAACCCUAAACAUUUCUCCGAGAGUCGAGAGCCCUUUGUUCAGUAAAUGGUCGGGUCGUUCCGGGGCUGCGAGUUCUGCCGGUAUGUGAAAAACAAUAGUAUAUUCCACAAGUGAUCUUACAAAAGGUUAGCUGCAGAUACAAGAACUGGUUUCAGAGCAUGCAAGAUAAUGAAGCUAAGCUACAACAAAUGUUUACAAGUAGCCUUUGCUUUCUUUUUGGGAACCUGUCUUCAAUUGACGAAUGGGAGUUACAAUGCAAUUCAGAGGCUCGAAGAAGUAAUAGAGAUGGCUGAAAGGGAAUCUAAAUUACUUGCUAACGAGAUCAAUCAAUGGCUGGUGCAGGAAAGCGGAGGUAUGUUAAAAGAAGAUGAGGAAAUGCACUUACGAUCCAAACGAUCUGUCGACGACGUUGACGAAGGCGCACAAACGGAUGCCGACUUGUUAGCAGAAGUCAGCCAACCAAUCGUCCGUAGAGACAUUGCUAAGGAUAAGAGACAUCGUAAUAAAUCGAAAAGUUCUGGGGUAGUUAAGAUAAAGGACGAGAAGGAGGAGGAUUCCUCUCAAUUGUUAAAGAGGCUCGAUUUGGACAUCCAAACGGACAAACACCAUGCAAAGAAGACGUCACAAAAGAAAAAAGCCGAGGACAAAGAGAAAGGCAGAAAAGUUUUGACCAUCACGAAAGCUAAAAGAGUAUUAAGGUCGCGAAAUACAAAAGCAAAACAGAAAGUAAGCGUUGAUGAAUUAAGUAAAGAAAACCUCGUCAAUGCUUUGAUCGGAGGAGAUGCACAUUUUAAUGCCCACAGCGGUGCAAACGGUGUCCCCGAGAAAGCAUACAGGCAACUGGUAGAGUAUUUUGCAGGAAGCGAGCAGUCCACGAUUCAAACGGGCAGCAAGAAAUCUGAAAUUGCACAGCCCGAGGGAGAUCAUAAGCAAACCGAUCCGAAAAAGAUGGUUCGUGGAAAGCUAACGAAAAAACAUGAACGCGUUCUUGCGAUACUAGCGAAGAUGGACCCAAAUGUUUUGCGUAAAUACUUCCAUUUAAAAGGUUUUGAUAAAUAUUGGAAGCUCAUGCAAAGCAUCAGGAAAAGCCAUUUUGCGAAACCAAAGAGGAAUGAGGAUAAGAAGGUUACUAAAAAGGUGAAAGACUCAUCGCCAAAGAAAUCCAAAAGUUUGCCAGGUCAUGUACCCUUAGCAAAACCGGUACCGUUGCACAAACAGGCCAAACAACAACACACCGAGAAAGUUCUUCCUCAGCAUAAAAUAGUCAACGAUAAACCAUCCCAGAUAUUAAGUAAAGAUGCAAAGGCAAAGAAAAUCGGUAAAGAGAAGACGGCAAAUAAAUUAGCGAAACAUGAGGCAACAAAGAAGGUGGCUAAGGAUGAAGAGAAGGAGAAUUUGCUAAAACCAAUAAUUGUGCAGGGCUCUUCAAGUCCAAAACUUGUAAAGCACACUCAGAAGUUGGCCACAGUGAAAGAAAGGGCAGCUAGCUAUAUAAAUAAACACAGCCAUAAAGCUGUAGUGGAACAAAGUAAAAAGAAGCUUUUGAAAUCCCAUCAUGACAAGGCAAAAGACUCUCCAAAGCAGGUAAAAAAUGAAGUAACUGUGAAGGCAAGUGGAGAAGGUAAAAACAGCGUCGUUGUUAAGGACGGUGGCCCUGCGUCCAUCAUCACACCCGAUGAAAAAGAUGCUGCCGCUCUAAACGAAGCACCAACCAAAGGAAAACCAAAGUCUCCUCAAGUUCAAGUUAUGCCUAAACAAGAAGACAAGAAGAAGGUUGGUUUUAAACCCGUAAGUCUCAAGCAAACUGUCCUUUCCAAGAUAACGAAGGAUAAACCUAAACAUGGCAAGGAUUUACCCAUGCACGCUGCUGAGGUCACCUCUAAUAAAAUGAAGGAUUCUGGUAAACAGUCUACCAUGAAAUCCCCUGAAAAACAUAAGGAACUUGCGAGUAAAGAUCAAAGUACACAUCAAUUAGAAAAAUCAAAAACCGAACCUGAGAAACAUAAAGAAACACUGGAAGAGAAAUUGAAAGCAAUGGUUCCAAAGGGUUCGAAACCAAGCAAACUUUUGAACGAUAAAAACAAUUCAUUAGAAGAAUAUGAAAAAAAACUCACAAAAGUCUCGAAAGCUGUCACGGCCAAUGACCAUCACGACGCCAAAGCAACGCAAGCUGAAAAGAAGCCGGAGAGUAAGAAUGAUAGAACUUCUCCAGUAAAACAAACAGACUCUGGGACUUCCAAGAUCGACAUUUUGAAAGAAAAGAUCAGAAAAACUAACAACCUGAAAUUCAAAGUGGCUCAAGCGCUCUUAGCGCAUUGUGAAACUCAGAACAGGCUUCGACAGGUGUUUGAUGACGUGAAUAACUCCCUUAAAAAAGCAGCCACCAUGGCAAAAGCUAUAGGGGCAAAGUUUGGAAUCAAAGCACGUGAUAUCGAGAAGAUGACAUCUGAACACACGGAAGGAGCAGUAGAACAGUUUUUAAACCAGUUAUUUUAGGUAUAUAGCCAGCGUGCUCGCAGUUUGCAAAUGAUCAAGCUUUCCGUUCGUCAGCUUAGCCUCUUAAUCAAUCACAAUCAUAUAAAACGGAAUGUCCAAUCACUCGUGUCACCUAGGCUUUCCGUUUGAAGAAACUUUAGAGGUAAUUUCUCUCUCGCCUUUUAACAGUGAACGAUGACCAGCUUUUUUUCUCUUGCGUUUGAGUCUUUUUGACCAGUACUCUGUUAGGUCGGCUAGAUCAGACCUUUUAUAACCUUAAAUUGUGAUCAGCAGGUGUUAUCAGCUCUAAGUUAUCCAGAUACUACUUACAUUCUUGUAUUUGCUAUUUUGCUUUCAAGUUCCGAAGGUGUUUUUGUUAGUUCUACAUGACAUUGUUGUCAAGCAAAUAUGAAUUUGAAGCAAUACAAGAUCUGUUUUAAAGAAACUGGCUUUUUGCGCCCUUUCUUUUGCGUAACAAAAACUGAAUCAAAACGGGCCAUUCAGAACACUGAGUAUCUAACUUAAUUAUUUAUUAUAAAUUUUGCUUGAACUGAUCAUGAGCCUAUCGUGAUUAACUCGAUAAUUUAAAAUUACUCAUACGAAUUUGUAUUACCGGUAAUUUAACAACUACACGGCAAAUAAUUUGAUAAUGUAAAAAAUGCUAACAAUCAGUAGUCAGUACAAGCAAUGAUAAAUUUAUGUUAUAUUGUUUACUUCACAAAUAAAAUCUUGUUUGUCCGGAACAACAUUUUAUGGGAAUUGUACUUUUUCCCAUCAAGAUUUUCGUUUAAACCUUUCUCAGCGAAAAUUUAAUUAUACAUCUAAGAUAUAUAUUUCCUGUAUUAAAAAAGUGUUAAAAAUUAUUAAAUGAUCGACAAAUAUCUAUACGGUUUAAAAUGAAAGAAGAUAUCCCUCGUUCUCUGCAUUUUGGGAGCUUUUUCCCGCCAAACUCCGCCCCUUGGUGGUAUCACGUGAUCUUGAAAUGUUUGGCCCAAGAAUACUCCAUGAAGCUGAACUGAAUCUUUGACUGUCAGUUAUGUUAUAACUUUUCGACCACGACAGCUAAUGGUAGAAAGCGUCCUGAUUAUUUUUCAGCAAAAUGGCAAUAAAGAUAGUUUUAUCCUCGCGCAAUGUUUGUAUAAACAUUCUCACUGCCGCCGGUACACCACUUGGGUACUUGCUUUCUGUUCUCCAUUACCGUUCUUUACAUAGGGAGGCUGAACUAUAUUCAUCUGGCAUCAGGCAUUAACGGCUUAAUUUAGAUUAAAUACAGUAUGCACCAUUUAGUGCCGUCCAUAUGAUACGUUUGAUUGGCCUUUUCAAACAAGA
Stylophora pistillata is the source of this 3844-nucleotide messenger RNA. RefSeq lists its product as uncharacterized. The record is from RefSeq and is a predicted model, not a curated record. Lineage: Eukaryota; Metazoa; Cnidaria; Anthozoa; Scleractinia; Pocilloporidae.